AUGGAGAAGCUCGCUUUGGCCUUGAUCACGGCCUCCAGGAAGUUGAGACCCUACUUCCAAGCCCACACCAUCCACGUGCUGACAAAUUUUCCCCUAAGGCAGGUACUCCAAAAGCCCAAUGCCUUAGGGAGAUUAUUGAAAUGGGCGGUGGAGCUAAGUAAGUUUAACCUCGUGUUCAAGGCUAGGGCAGCCAUCAAGGGCCAAGCCUUAGCUGACUUUGUGGCAGAAUUCGCCAACUUACUCGAGGUGGACGAAAUCAUGGAACAAGCCGAGCCCCCGACGCCGGAAGGUCACAAGCUGAAUUCGACGUUGAGGUUCGGAUUCAAGACCACCAACAAUGUAGCAGAAUACGAGGCGCUUAUCGUAGGCCUCAGGUUAGUCAAAGAAAUGCAAGUAAAGAGACUACUUAUCAGUAGUGACUCCCAGCUGGUCGUUAACCAGGUCAAUGAUCUCCGCAUUGAAAACGCACAUGCGAAUGCACUCUCCAAACUUGAAAGUAGCAAGGAUUCCGAACUACUCACAGUAGUCCCUAUAGAGCACCUCCUCAUACCGUUAACCAAGGCUCCCAAUGUAAGGUGGAUCGCUGGGACUCCUACCUGGAUGCAGCCCAUCGUGGCAUACCUCAAGGACCAGGAACUUCCCACUGACAAGCAUGUGGCCUACAAGCUAAGGAGGAGGUCAGCCCAUUUCUUCUUCAUUGAUAAUGUACUCUAUAAGAGGAGCUUCUCCUUUCCACUCUUACGAUGCGUCGAAGGAGAAGAUGCUACCUACAUCUUAAGAGAAGUCCAUGAGGGUGUGUGCGGCAACCACUUUAGAGGUCUAUCUUUGGCACAAAAGAUACUGAGACAAGGGUACUACUGGACUACCUUGAAAAGAGAUGCCCUUGAACAACCAUAUCAAGAUUUGACCGCGGUCUCCAGCCCUUGGCCUUUCUCUAAGUGGGGUGUGGACCGUAUAGGUCCUCUACCAAAAGGCAGAGGAGGUGCGAGCUUCGCAAUUGUGGUCAUUGAUUACUUCACGAAGUGGAUUGAUGCUGAACCGCUGGCAAAAUUAUAG
Messenger RNA from Olea europaea var. sylvestris, 1056 nucleotides. RefSeq lists its product as uncharacterized. NCBI's taxonomy places the organism in Eukaryota, Viridiplantae, Streptophyta, Magnoliopsida, Lamiales, Oleaceae. The transcript has 4 exons. Gene Ontology annotation, molecular function: RNA-DNA hybrid ribonuclease activity; nucleic acid binding. The record is from RefSeq and is a predicted model, not a curated record. Bases 1 to 1056 code for a protein of 351 amino acids.